ACAUUCAUACAGGUAGCUUGUUCUACAGAAGUUGUCAAAAUAACAAGCUGUGUAUAAAGGGUGUAUCCUCACAAAUUUAUCACAUUUUGUAUUAUGGAUUUCAAAGAAUGGAUUUAGUAUGAUAAAGUUUGAAUGAAAUAGAUUGUGUUGGAUAUAUUCUUGCAUAUUUGUAGACAGCAAUACGUAACAGUUUUACAAAGAAGACCGUACGCCUUCCAUUGUAAACUGAGUUUUUUGUUUAAGAAAAACUAUGAUAUAACUUCUGACGAGUAAACUGGUAAUCACACCAAAAAUGUCGAGCGUUGAAAGUGUGGACAUUGAAUUGGAACACGACAUUGAUGAACAGUACCAGUAUCAGCCAGGUGAAAUUAUACGCGGGAAAAUAGUGAUCCAUUUAGUGCGGAACACACUGAUACAGUCCAUCUUACUGACCAUCAAAGGUGAAGGCGUGUGUUCAUGGGAUGACAUUUAUAAUGGUACUCAAGUGUCGAAUGAAAACUACAUUGAUGCAUCACAGACUGUGUACACCUCAAAAGAUGUCUCCUAUCUGGAUACUGGGUAUCAUCGCCUUCCCUUUGAGUACCAACUCCCCGAUAACAUACCCUCGUCAUUUAUCGGGAAAUUCGGAAGUGUCACAUACAUUCUUAAAGCAAUUGUUCAAGGGGAACGCAACAGCCAACCUUCUAUAGCAACCGAGCCAUUCCUUGUUGCCAGGAAGUUCAUUCUUCCAGACGACAUGAGCCAACCUCAAUCUUUCGAGGAAUCAAAGACUUUUUUCGCUAUGUGUUCAUGGGGCAAACUCACGAUCAACAUGCAGUUGAGUAAAAUGGGAUACGUACCCGGCGAGGAUAUAUGUUUGCAAGCAGAGGUUAAGAAUCGAAGCCCGCUGAGAGUGACUGCCAUUCAGGGGUCGCUGAUAAUGAACAGUUCGUACCUCGCGCAGAAACAAAGACAGUUAUUUAAGCAAAUCGUUAACAAACGUCGAGAUGAUUUUGAGCUUGAGGAGGGCGAAGAUCGUAGAUGGCAACAUGUGAGAAUCGGUGUCCCCCCGUACAUUCCGGAAUCUGCUUUGGCGUGUUGUGAUAUUAUCGAUUUAUCGUACGUUUUUCAAUUCCGGGUUGAAUUAAUGGGCGGAAAAGAGUUAAAAAUAGAAGUUCCGAUAAUUAUCGGCUCAAAUCCUAAGGGGUUGGAAAUUCCAGCGGAUUAUGAAAAAGACGUGAAUAUUCAUUGGACAAGAGGUCGACAGGAUGUUACCCAAGAUUCAAUGAAGGAACAACAAGAACUUAAGGACAAAUGGAUCGUAGAAUCUCCCGAAUUUCGAAAAACUGACACGCAAGUUAUGAACCCGUUGUUCGUUGGUGAAAAUAAUCAUAUGGGUAAUGGAGAGAGCUCUCCAACGAGGAAAAAGUCUGGGCACCAUGAUUUUGACGAUAUAAGAGAUUUUACCAAGAUGUAAUAUAGAGCAACUUUUUGUGUAUGAUAAAUGUGACUUAUGAACUUCAAAUGUACUUGUAUAAAGAUAUGUACAUGUAUGUUUUUAAAGUAAUAUCAAUGAGUCGCUUGUUUUAAGACUUUGUGGGCAACAAAAAUUGCUUUGGAACAAUUAUUCACUUACCUUGUUUACAAAUAUACAAAGAAACAUUAAAAAUAUAUUGUCACAAUUUGUUUCACAAGCCUUUAUAUAUUCAAAGAUGUGAUUUUGUUUUUUUGAAUCUUACCAAUUUCAUCAUAGUUUUCAUUAAUAAUUUAAUGUAAAAAAUGUUGUUAUUUUCUAAUAAAUCAGAAAAUUUACAUAAUUGUGAAUAAUAACAACAAAUUAUGCACAUGCAGUUAAGAAAACACAUGCAUAAACCUUAGAUCAAAGAUGUGCAUGUUUGAUUGAAAUGCAAUAUGUAAACUUGUUUUUGAUCUUUUAAAGGGGCACUAGACACCAGAUGGUGCAAAAAUUGGCAAUUACAGUAUUUCCUAAAAAAACACCUAGAAUUGUCAAUGCGAGCUAGAAGGAGGUCGAUAAUACAUCACUUUACAUGAUUAAAAUAAUAAACGCACCAGUCAUGUUGCUGUCUCAUCUGUGUUUCCCCAUUUCAAAUAACCAAUAAUGGUUUCCAAGUUUAAAUCAUAUCUGAGUACAGAUAAAUAUAUACACUAUUUUUAAACUUACUGGGAUUUAUGUGGUAGACAACCUCAGUUAAUUUCUAAUUGGAAAAAUGUGCAAAAAGUUUGUAAGCAAUGUGAAACUUCAGUAAAUAAGAUUCAAUGCUUUAUACACAAUGAUGUCUAUUUUAUUAAGUUUUUGAAAAUUUUCUUUUUUUCUUGCAAUUUUAUCAUCAGGUGUCCAGCCCCUUUAAUAAUGAUAAUAUUAUUCGAGCAUGAAAUUGUACUCAAACUGCAUUCCUUUUAUACAUUCCUGGUGUAAGAUUUCAAUUCAUUGAAAAGGUAAUUUCAGUUCGAUUAUUCAAGGGGAUUUAAUUCUAAGCAUACUUCAUUACUUACAGUCGUUUGUAUACUACCAUAAUACUAUUAAUAACAUUUUGAAUUUGAAUAUAUAAAUCAGCACAAAACCAUGACAAUGUUUUGAAUAAAUACUAUAUCUUAUGAUGCAAUUAUUUUUGUAUACAAAUCUUAAACGGAAUAAAAAACAAAAUCUGUAAUCUUA
Molecule: messenger RNA, 2656 nt
Organism: Mya arenaria
Lineage: Eukaryota; Metazoa; Mollusca; Bivalvia; Myida; Myidae
Product: arrestin domain-containing protein 4-like
Exons: 4
Coding region: 293-1456 (387 amino acids)
Biological process (GO): protein transport
Cellular component (GO): cytoplasm
Source: RefSeq, a predicted model, not a curated record